CAACAUACAUGGCAGGUCUUGCAAACUCAGACAUAGAUAUCGCCACAAGAGGGGCAGACCAAUUCGUCUACGUCUAUUAUGCGGCAUACGACAGCAAGGAUAGAAUCCAGAGUGUACCCAAAUUCUACAGGCAAACAUCCUCUGUGGUAUGGAACGGGAACCCUGUACAGGGAGACACCGGUGUGAGGGAGCUAAUGGAGAAGAUACCACCAAGCAAGCAUGAGAUACAGUCCUUUGACUGCCACCCCAUUCCUAAUACAUCGCCGCCGUCGCUUCUGGUGACUGUAUCUGGGACUGUCGUGCAUGGCAGAGCGGCAGUAGCCUUGACUCACCCGACAGCAAGCAAGUCUGUAGAUGACCAGCCCCGCAUAUUUGCCCAGACGUUUAUGCUCGUCCCAGACAGCGACAAUGCUGCACCUGGAGGCGAUGCGAGCAGCUCGCAAGUCAAAUAUUAUGUGUUGAGCGAUGAUAUGAGAUUUGUAGGAUGAAACUCGAGUUAAAAGCAUUCAUGACGCAUGUAUCUUAGAUUAUUAUUUACACACCCGUAGUGCACGC
This is a messenger RNA of Fomitiporia mediterranea MF3/22, 555 nucleotides long. RefSeq names its product NTF2-like protein. Gene Ontology annotation, cellular component: nuclear pore central transport channel. The record is from RefSeq and is a predicted model, not a curated record. The coding region runs from base 9 to 488 and encodes 159 amino acids. The transcript is spliced from 3 exons. Gene Ontology annotation, biological process: protein import into nucleus. NCBI's taxonomy places the organism in Eukaryota, Fungi, Basidiomycota, Agaricomycetes, Hymenochaetales, Hymenochaetaceae.